AUGAAGGGCCUGAGCCGCCUGCUCCGCGCCGGGGAGGAUGCCGCGCAGGGAGCCGUGGCGGCGAGCCAUGAGGGCCUACUGCCAGAUGAGAGAGAAUUUCAACAUGCUGCUAAAAUGAACAAUUUGGAUACCAUGGAAAAACUCUUUAAAAAGAAUGUAAACAUAAAUGCUGUAGAUACUCAUGGCCUGACAGUGAUUCAUCUUGCAGCCUGGACUGGAAAUCUGGAUAUAAUGCGAAAAUUAGUUAAAGCAGGUGCUGAUCAAAAGGCUAAGAAUGAGGAAGGAAUGAACGUACUGCAUUUUGCAGCACAGAGCAACAGCAUUAAAAUAGUUGAUUAUUUCCUCCAAGAUCUUCAUCUGAAUGACUUGAACAAACCUGAUGGGAAAGGUAAAAAGCCAUUUCUUCUGGCCUCUGAAAAAGGCCAUGUUGACAUGAUAAAAAAUUUGAUUGCUCUGAAGCUAUUUACAUCUGAAAAAGAUGAGGAGGGAAACACAGCAUUGCAUUUAGCAGCCAAAAAUGGUCACAGUGCAGUUGUAGAAAUUCUGCUUGAACAAUGGGAGGAAAUAAAUGACCUCAAUCAGGAUGGAGAAACUCCAUUUUACUUGUCUGUUGAGGGAGGUCAUGAAAAAUGUGCUGAACUCUUACUGGAGGCAGGGAGUGACAUCAAUGUUUCAACUCAGAACAAGAGCAGUGCUUUGCAGGUUGCAAUUCAGAAUGGACAUGUAUCCUUGGUUACUUUUCUUAUUGAUAAGAAUAUUGACCUGGUUCCUAAACCUGAGCAGAGGAAUUCCCCUCUCCAUUUAGCAGUCCUCAGUAAUAAUCUACGGGUAGUAAAAAGCCUUUUGGAUGCCAAUCACGACAUAAACUCCUUAAAUCACAGGCAGGAAACUCCUCUACGUCUGGCAGCUGAUCUUGGCAAUGUGGAGUUGGUGGAAGUGCUGCUGAAGUCAGGCUGCAACCUCAAGACCAUGGAUAAGCAUGGGAAAACUCCACUAGCCACAGCAUCAAGGAGCCAUCAUGCCCUCAUUGUAGAUAUGAUCAUUAAAGCAGAAAGGUAUUUUACCAUGAAACAGACACAUCUAGCUCAUAGUGGUAAUGGGUCAGACUUCAGCAUGUCCUUCAAACAAGAUCACAGCACACAGACCAAGCAAAUCCGCUCCUCCCUUUGGAAUCUAGCAUACAAGCAAUUAAAACCCCGUGAAUGGAAAAAACUGGCUGUGUUCUGGAAGUUCACAGAUGAAUAAAUGAAAGCUAUUGAAGAACAGUGGACAGGGAAAAAAAGUUACAAGGAGUAUGGGAACAGAGUGUUGCUCAUCUGGUUACAUGGUACAUUGCUGGCUCAUCAGAAUCCUGUUAAACAUCUGUAUGAAGAUCUGGUGGAAGCAGGACUUCAGCCUUUAGCUGAAAAGGGUAAAAACAUGAUACGUACUUUAGGCCUUAUUGCAUCAAAUCUGAGAGGACAGGGAAGUGGUACCUUGAUUAAAAACCCCUACUGGUGA
Camarhynchus parvulus is the source of this 1500-nucleotide messenger RNA. It is a transcript of the gene ANKDD1B, whose product is annotated as ankyrin repeat and death domain containing 1B. The record is from RefSeq and is a predicted model, not a curated record. Gene Ontology annotation, biological process: signal transduction. Lineage: Eukaryota; Metazoa; Chordata; Aves; Passeriformes; Thraupidae. Gene Ontology annotation, molecular function: protein binding. The transcript is spliced from 14 exons.